Messenger RNA from Paramecium primaurelia, 2785 nucleotides. The record is from the annotation of a GenBank genome assembly. NCBI's taxonomy places the organism in Eukaryota, Ciliophora, Oligohymenophorea, Peniculida, Parameciidae.
CACAUCAUGUCAUUAUUUGCUUCUUAUGCAAAAUUGAAAAGAAAGACAUUUUGGGUUGUAAGAUAUGUUGAAGUGUCAUAAGAUGUAAGUAUUACAAUGAACAUUAAUAGGGAAUAUUGAUGUAUAGAGACAGAAAAGAGGAUAAACAAAAUAAAGCUGAAUUUAGAUUAAUUCAUUGCAAAGUGAAAGAAUUAUCAACAAAUAAUGGUUUUUAGAUAUAAAUAUUUCAUGGUGAUGAUUCAUUGAAAAUUAUGGCUCACACAAAUUAAGAGCAUAAAAAAAUUGUAUAAGCAAUCACUUAGAUUAAAUAAAAAUCUGAAUAGAAAUAAGAAAUCUAAGUUCAAGCACAAGAAUAAUAUUAGUAAGUCAGAUAGACUAUAGUGCCUUCAAUUAUCAUUUAAUAAGUAAAACCACCUACAUUUCAACCUGAUAAUGAUUUGAUUAAAUAAGGUCAAGGGGAUUAAAUUAAAAUGUAAGCAUUACAAAUGAUAAAGAAAUAUGAGUCUCAAUAGUUAACAUUAAUUAAUGUUAUUGAUGGAAUAUUUUUUUAUAAAACUGAAAAAGUAGAAAAAAAUAAUUAAGAAACUGAAAAGUAGUCAAAUAUCAUCAGUCUAAUUUCAGAUGAAAUAAAAAAUGUUGGAUAUUUAUUAACAAUUGCUAUAGCCAUUAUAUUCUUUACUUUAUUAUCAAUAUUGGUCUAUUUAUUAUUGAGUCUAGUAGAUAAUAGAACUUAUACAUAUAGUAUACUUAUUACAUUAAAUAUCAUUAUUUUACCAUUGUUAUUAAAUAAAUAUAGUCCUCCCAAAAAGACAGAAAAAUUACAAUAAUUUAUGGUUUAAUGUAAAUGUUUAAUGAAUGUGGAUUAUAAUGCUUUGGUUUAUUUGAUUGGUAAGUUUGAAGUUAGAAAAGAUUGGACUCCAAAUCUAUUAUUAAUAAAUAAUGAUAAAAAUUUAAUUACAGCAUUAUAUUCAAAUUAAUUGGUUGAAAAAUUUACUUAAGCAGUAUUUUAUGAUGAAGAUACUUUUUAUGUAGUUGAACAUUUUAAUUUAAAAAUCUUGAGAUUAUUUGUUAUCAAAUAUCUCUUUGAAGAAGAUAAUCUAGAAGUUAGAUGUAUUACAGAUAAUACACAAAUGUAGAUAUUGCCUUGUCUUAAACAAUUUAUCAAAAUUCAAAAAUAGAAUCCAAAAAGCAUUUUAAUUGAAUAUCAAGCUUCUAAAACAUCUAUUGAUUAGAUAUCUGUUAUUUAAUCAGAAAUCAUAUACAAAUAGCCUGAUUAUUCUAAAAUUACUUAAUCUCCAGUUUAAUCCAUCUCUGUUGAAUAAUAACCUUCAACUAUUCUAUCUAAUUCUCCUAGAUAAAUAUCACAAUUUUAAUAAUUGCCUUAAAAACCAUAAUAAUAAUCACAAUUAUAGUAACCAUAGUAAUAAUAAUAAUAAUAAUAAUAAUAAUAAUAAUAAUAAUAAUAAUAAUAAUAAUAAUAAUAAUAAUAAUAAUAAUAAUAAUAAUAAUAAUAAUAAUAAUAAUAAUAAUAAUAAUAAUAAUAAUAAUAAUAAUAAUAAUAAUAAUAAUAAUAAUAAUAAUAAUAAUAAUAAUAAUAAUAAUAAUAAUAAUAAUAAUAAUAAUAAUAAUAAUAAUAAUAAUAAUAAUAAUAAUAAUAAUAAUAAUAAUAAUAAUAAUAAUAAUAAUAAUAAUAAUAAUAAUAAUAAUAAUAAUAAUAAUAAUAAUAAUAAUAAUAAUAAUAAUAAUAAUAAUAAUAAUAAUAAUAAUAAUAAUAAUAAUAAUAAUAAUAAUAAUAAUAAUAAUAAUAAUAAUAAUAAUAAUAAUAAUAAUAAUAAUAAUAAUAAUAAUAAUAAUAAUAAUAAUAAUAAUAAUAAUAAUAAUAAUAAUAAUAAUAAUAAUAAUAAUAAUAAUAAUAAUAAUAAUAAUAAUAAUAAUAAUAAUAAUAAUAAUAAUAAUAAUAAUAAUAAUAAUAAUAAUAAUAAUAAUAAUAAUAAUAAUAAUAAUAAUAAUAAUAAUAAUAAUAAUAAUAAUAAUAAUAAUAAUAAUAAUAAUAAUAAUAAUAAUAAUAAUAAUAAUAAUAAUAAUAAUAAUAAUAAUAAUAAUAAUAAUAAUAAUAAUAAUAAUAAUAAUAAUAAUACAGUCCUGAAAUCUAAAAAAUAUUUGAUUUAACUAUUGAGGCAAAAAAAUAAUUAGAAUCUGUUUACCCUUUAGGACCUUCUUGGUAAUAGAAGGAUGACAAAGGAGGAUUCUUAAUUCAUACUAGAUAUGAUGAAGCAACAGGUUAGACUAUGAGUAGAGGAGAAGGGAUAUUACCUUAUUCAAUAUAAGAGAUAUUUGAAAUUAUUGAGAAGGUUGAGAAGAGAGGGGAUUAUGAUUCUCUCUUUGAUUCAGUAAAUAAAUUUAUUUAUUUUAGGGUUAUAUGGUUAAAAAAUUGGAUCCUGAUACAGGUAUUGUGUACUAAAGAUUUAAGACUAUUAAAUUAGUAGUUAAAUCAAGAGAUUUUGUAUUUGUAACAAGAAUCUUUAGAGAAGAAAAUAGAUGGGUAGUUAUUGCAAAAUCAAUUGAAUAUCCAGAAUUACCUCCUAUAAAAGAUUCAGUGAGAGGGGAUUUAAAGAUAGCUGGAUGGAUUUUAUAAAAAACAGAAUAAGGAACAAAGACUUGUUUCAUCACAAUGGUAGAUCCAAAAGGAUCAAUACCAGCUGCUAUUGUUGCUAGUUCUGCUAAGGAAUAAGGACAAUGUGUAGAAAAAGUAAAGGUUCUAUUAGAUAAAAGAAAUAAAAAGUGA